AUGCUCUCGGUGCAGGAUGCUUCGCAGGUGAAAUCCAUCAACGAGUUCACCGACUCCUUGGCCAAGGCUUUGGCGGAAGGUGAUGGCACUCCAUCGAAGGAGUUGACCCGCGAGCUUCUCGCCGAUGGCCUGCGUCGUGCCUUGGAGAUUGGCGGUGAGGUCUGCAAGAAGCACUUCUUGGAGACCCUGGCUGCGAACAUUCACAAGUUUGCGCUGCAGGAUGGUGGGGGAAGCUUCUUUUUCUUUCUCUACCUGGUUCUGAGGAGGGAGUUCCGGAAGUGGGAGCAGUAUUCCCUGUCCCGCGUCUAUCCUGUCGAGAUCAGCUCCGAGUACCGAAACCUCCAGUCUUUCUUCAUCGAAGCCACGACGGAAGCGGACACUGAGGCGAUGUGGGAGCGAUGCGACAUGGAGGCUGCCUUCCCGGGCGGCGCCUCCAUCACGUCCGAGCCACCCGUGCUGUCAGAGCUGCGAAGGCGUCUGGCUGCGCUGCCCCAGAAGCCGGGGCUCACCGCCGAGGAGCUGGUCUACCGAUUUACCGAGGAGCAAACCUCCUCGGCACUCAAGGCCUGGAAUUUCGGUUGCCCCUCCGAUUCUCAAAUUGGAGGGAAGGCCAUCGACGCCCGGGCCCGCGCAGCGUUCUUUGCCGAGGUGCGGAUGAACCUAUUCAGGUUCUCGGACGGGGCGCAGAAGGAGCUUGUGGAGACCUUCACAGAACUCAAGGCCGAGGUGGUGAAGUUGGUGGACUCCACCACGCAGUCCGGCGUGGGCGGCCUGCUGAUCGGCCUGUCGGCUGCUUUGGCUUACGUGGGCGAUGGGAAGAUCACCGGGAUCAGUGGCAUCGUGGGACCCUUCUUGCGCGGUGUGGGGAAAUGUGAGCCGCUGAAGGACGGCCAGCUCUGGAAAGCUCUCUUUCUCGUGGGUCUGGUCGUCGGCGGCCUCGUGAACCUUGCCUUCAAUCGAGAGUUCUCGUACCCGCAGGCCUUGGACAUUCCGCUGGCGAGGUACUGCGUUGGGGGCAUCUUCGUUGGGAUCGGCACUCGAGCGGGUCGAGGUUGCACCUCCGGGCAUGGCAUCUGCGGUCUUCCUCGUUUGGCUCCUCGCAGCUGGAUUGCAGUACCUACAUUUAUGGGCAUCGCAGCACUGACGGUAGCCCUAACCAGACAUGUAGCCAAGCUGGAUGCCAGCGGUCCGUGGGGAGUAGCGGAGCUCCAGUGGCCUCCAAAGUGGGAGUUCCCAUUGGCAGCAGCCUUGUCCAGCCUGGUGCUUGCUGCGGGGGCAACGUGCUUGCCUUCCAAGACCAGGAGCUUUGUCUCGCCGCUGGCUUGCGGGAUCAUCUUCGGCUUGGGCCUUGGCGUCUCCGGCAUGACAAGUCAAGCAAAGGUCUUAAACUUCCUGGACUUCGCGGGGACUUGGGAUCCGAGCCUGGCCUUUGUGAUGGGCCUGGGGCUUUGCGUCUCCUUCCCUGCUUUCCUGAUGGCAGAGAGGGAGGGAAGGAAACCUCUUUGCGGCGAGGACUGCAGCUUUGAACGGCCGAAGAAAUCCGGGGACUACGGCUCAUUGGUGUUGGGCGCCACGUUCUUCGGCCUCGGAUGGGGAAUGGUUGGCAUUUGCCCGGGACCUGCGCUGGCGGGCAUGAUUCCGUACCUCGUGGGAGGGUGGGGCCCCGGCCUCUCUUUCGGUCUCUGCGUGCUUCUGAUCUUGAUGUCCUGGCUGGUGACGGACCGCACAAUUAGAGCAGGUUGCAGUGGCCUGGCGCAAUCAGGCGAAGCAGGUACGGUGGUUGCUUGGAAGACUGCGGACUAUGGCUUUGUGAAGCGUGAGGGCCGUCAUAACGAUGAUAUCCAGCUCCACGUUGCCAACGCCAAGGGUGAGCGGUUCAAGAACUACAUCCGGCGCAACGGCGUCGCGCCCGGCGUGCGGGUGAAGUUCGACGUCGACUUCGAGGAAAACAGAGGCAGGCCCUACGCCGCGAACUGGGAGCUGGUGGACCCACCCAAGUUCUCGGAGAGUCCCAGCCGCAGUGGGGGCCGCCGGAAGUCGCCCAGUGUGCGAAGGAGAAGAUCUCCAAGCGCGAGGAAGAGGAGGUCGCCGAGUGUGAAGAGGCGAGGUUCUCCCAGCAUAAAGAGUCGUGCAACUUCUGGGUCCAGAGUAGCAGUCUUCCUCAGCUUCCAAGGGCAAAAGCGUUUUGUGAGAGGGACCUGCGGUCCCGAAGCAGAAGCGAGCGGAGGCGGCGGAGUCGCAGCAACUCGGGUCGACGAGGCAGAGACCGGCAGAAAGGAGGAAGGCAAGGACAAAGCAGACAAAGCAGACGAGAGCAGGAAGGCGACCCUCUUGGAACAGGCCAAGACGCUGUUCCAGGCACUGCAGAGCCCGCCCUUUCAAGCGACGUUUCGCCACCUGACUGGCGGGGCAAAGCGUGCCAAAGAGGCCUUCUUGCUGCAAGCCGGGCUUUGCCUCAAAAGGGGCAGCCAGAACAAUUAUUGGGACCAGCCGGAACUCAGCGAGCUUGCGGGAAAGCUGCGUCGGUCGUUCUUCUAUGUCGAGGGCUAUGGCGAGCUGAUGGACGACUGGAUUCAGAACCGGGUCAAGCAGCUGAACGAGGACUUCCUCCAGCGUGCCAUCACCAUGCUUGGCACCAGCCUGCCGGCUGUGCUGACGCGCUUGCGGCAGAUCUUCAGGCCUGGGCGCUGGAUUUUCCUCUGCGAUCCGAGGUUGGAGAGUGACUUGGUCAAGCUGUUCCACGAGGACACGUUCCCACCGCAUGUGCUGUCCCGAGCUACCAUCACUCAAGUGCUGGAACGAGUGCCUGCGCUGGGUGGUGACGAUUUCCACAUCUACAACGACAUCGUGCGGUCGCCACCGCUGCAGGCACCUCUCUCCAGUGGACCCAUGGACCUCAUCGAGUCUUCGCUGAUGGAGGUGCUGCGUCGACUACCUGGCUUCCCGCCCCUCGCGCGGAUCCCUCCGGGACCUGGUCGUUAUGGCUUUGGCCGUGUGGAGGUGCUCUUCCAGCUGGCCGGCACAGAGCUGAUGGCGCGGGUGCUCCAUUCUCCGUUUGCAGGCGCAGACGUCCUCAGGGCCAUGGACUUCUUUGUGCUUUUCGGCCCACAAGAGUUCCCCAACGCCGCGGUCGAAGCAGUUCGGAGCUCUGAGGCCAUGCACCUGUGUCCCAGCACAGGCAUCCAGGAUAUUGGAGCACCUCUGUCCAGUCCGGGGCUCGUGCGGCCGCCCAUGAGCUUCGGUGUGGCACCGCCGGUCCAACUCCAAGGCUUGCAAGGCCCAGCAGUCGCGACGGGACCAGCAUCGGUGCCCUUUCCGGGACCGCCGGCGCCUGUACCGCCCGGAGUGAUGUCCGCGCUGCCUGGGCUUGGCUGCUUUGGGUUAUUUGACGUUCAUGGUCCACAGCCAGCAACUGUCCUGAUGGCAAAAGCUAAAGGAAUCGCGAUUCGCAGAGAUGACACGAGAAGGAUGGAGGAGGAGGCGAAGCAGAUGGAGGCAAAGCUGGAGCUGCUGAGGCGCACAAUGGAUGUUCCUGCCUCAGGACUCGGACUGGCGCAGUAA
This is a messenger RNA of Symbiodinium natans, 3561 nucleotides long. The record is from the annotation of a GenBank genome assembly. Lineage: Eukaryota; Dinophyceae; Suessiales; Symbiodiniaceae.